Molecule: messenger RNA, 7515 nt
Organism: Trichomycterus rosablanca
Lineage: Eukaryota; Metazoa; Chordata; Actinopteri; Siluriformes; Trichomycteridae
Gene: cacna1ab
Product: calcium channel, voltage-dependent, P/Q type, alpha 1A subunit, b
Exons: 50
Coding region: 69-6926 (2285 amino acids)
Biological process (GO): calcium ion import across plasma membrane; chemical synaptic transmission
Cellular component (GO): neuronal cell body; membrane; voltage-gated calcium channel complex
Molecular function (GO): calcium ion binding; high voltage-gated calcium channel activity
Source: RefSeq, a predicted model, not a curated record
AUUUCCAUCACUGAAGAAAAGAAGUCACGGUUCUAGUGGCUACGGACGCACCGCCCGGUAAUUCCAGGAUGUACACUAACGAAGCUGUGAUAUUAGAGAAGACAUCUUCUGUCUGGUGGGAUGUGUGGGAGUCCAACAUGCCAGGCAUGACAGACAGCCCGUUGUUGCCUGAUGACCAUUUGGUUCCUACUUUGAGGAGGAGGGGUGCACUGGUGGACCAUCGAGAUGUCAUCAAAGCGCACCGAUCACACAAGCUGCUCAGCACCCCGCAGGCCAAACGCAAGGAGUGGGAGAUGGCACGCUUCGGAGAAACCGGGGUGCCCGGAGGGGGCCCGGUGGCCCGGGGGGGCAGCAGACAGGGAACCCAGCGCGUGUAUAAACAGUCGAUGGCACAGAGAGCGCGCACCAUGGCGCUGUAUAACCCGAUCCCGGUGCGCCAGAGCUGUUUAACAGUCAACCGCUCGCUUUUCCUGUUCAGCGAGGACAACGUGGUGAGGAAAUACGCCAAAAAGAUCACCGAGUGGCCUCCGUUUGAGUGGAUGAUUUUAGCGACCAUCAUCGCUAACUGCAUAGUUUUGGCCCUGGAGCAGCAUUUACCAAGUAAUGACAAGACACCACUUUCAGAACGACUGGAUGACACCGAGCCCUAUUUCAUAGCGAUCUUCUGUUUUGAGUCGGGCAUUAAAAUUUUGGCUCUGGGUUUUGCCUUCCAUAAAGGGUCAUAUCUCCGUAACGGCUGGAACGUCAUGGAUUUCGUAGUGGUGCUCACGGGCAUUUUAUCUACUGUGGGUUCGGAGUUUGAUUUGCGGACACUGCGAGCUGUGAGAGUGCUGCGACCCCUCAAACUCGUCUCAGGAAUUCCAAGCCUACAGGUGGUGCUGAAGUCAAUCAUGAAGGCAAUGAUUCCUCUGCUGCAAAUUGGUGUUCUGCUCUUCGUUGCCAUUCUUAUGUUUGCCAUUAUUGGUCUUGAGUUUUAUUCUGGAAAAUUCCACAAAGCCUGCUACGACAAUGUCACAGGGGAGAUCGUGGAUGACCAGCCGUGCGGUGACGAGUUGCCUGCACGCGUGUGUUCAUCUGAUUCCAUGUGUGUAGAGAAAUGGCUCGGACCGAAUUACGGGAUCACGCAGUUCGACAACAUCCUGUUUGCCGUGCUGACGGUGUUCCAGUGCAUCACGAUGGAGGGCUGGACAGACAUGCUGUAUUAUAGCAACGAUGCUUUAGGAAGUGCAUGGAACUGGAUGUACUACGUCCCUCUCAUAAUCAUCGGCUCUUUCUUUAUGCUCAACCUGGUAUUGGGUGUGUUAUCUGGUGAGUUUGCUAAAGAGAGGGAGCGAGUAGAGAACCGCAGUGAGUUUUUAAAACUACGACGACAGCAGCAGAUUGAAAGAGAACUUAACGGAUAUCUGGAAUGGAUUUGUAAAGCAGAGGAAGUCAUUUUGGCUGAAGAUGACACCACUGGUGACCGCUCCCGGCGCAGACCCACAUUAAAGAAGAGCAAAACUGACCUGCUGAACCCUGAAGAAGGAAUCGAUCACAUGGGGGAUGCAGUGGGACUGAAGGCUGAUGGUUCCAGCUUCAGUAAGAAGGAGCGGCGUUUUCGUAUUCUUAUUCGAAAGAUGGUAAAAACUCAGGCGUUUUAUUGGACCGUCCUCAGCCUUGUGGGGCUUAACACACUCUGCGUUGCUGUCGUUCACUACAAACAGUCUGAACUGCUCUCAGACUUCCUCUUCUAUGCCGAGUUUAUUUUCCUCGGCCUGUUCAUGAUGGAGAUGCUGAUAAAGAUGUACGGAUUAGGAACGAGACCGUACUUUCAUUCCUCCUUCAACUGUUUCGACUGUGCAGUUAUCGUUGGCAGUAUAUUCGAGGUGGUCUGGGCGAUGAUCAAACCCGGGACUUCUUUUGGGAUCAGUGUACUACGAGCACUUAGGCUGCUGCGAAUCUUCAAAGUCACCAAGUACUGGGCACCUCUACGCAAUCUGGUGGUUUCUUUGUUAAACUCCAUGAAAUCCAUCAUCAGUUUGCUUUUUCUCCUCUUUCUCUUCAUUGUGGUGUUCGCUCUGCUUGGGAUGCAGCUGUUCGGAGGACAGUUUAACUUUGAGCAAGGAACUCCUCCAACAAACUUCGACACUUUUCCUGCAGCCAUCAUGACUGUCUUUCAGAUUCUGACAGGUGAGGACUGGAACGUGGUGAUGUAUGAUGGGAUUGCGUCUCAGGGCGGAGUUGAAAGGGGAAUGAUCUCCUCUGUGUUUUUUAUCGUGCUCACACUUUUUGGCAACUACACACUGCUGAAUGUAUUCUUGGCCAUCGCUGUGGAUAAUUUGGCCAACGCUCAGGAACUUACCAAGGAUGAGCAGGAAGAAGAGGAAGCUACUACCCAGAAAAUCGCUCUACAGAAAGCUAAAGAAGUUGCAGAAGUCAGCCCUCUGUCUGCUGCCAACCUCUCCAUUGCUGCUAAGGAGCAGCAGAGAAAUGCAAAGCCUCCCAAAUCAGUGUGGGAGCAGCGCACCAGUGAGAUCCGCCGGCAAAACCUGAUGACCAGCAGAGAGGUGCUGUACAACGAACUAGACUCAGAAGAUCACUGGAAGCAAAUGAAUUUUCGUAACAAUUCUGAUAAGAAGACACACCUGGAUCGCCCUCUGGUGGUGAACCAUGAGGAGAACCGCAACAACAAUACCAACAAACCACCACCGGGAGAGCCUGAACAGUAUGAGGACAAUAUGCCUCCCCCUCCCAGCUACACACCUCACCCCCAUCACAGGCCUCACUCACAUCAUCGACCCUGCCCACAUAGAGAAACGGGAGGGGUGAAGGACAGGCAACACAGGAGACAUCAUCAUCAUGGAGACAAGGAGGGGAGGAGGGAACGAAGCUCCCACCAUCACUGCUCAAGAAAACAGUGCAGCGAGGAUCUGGAUAACGUCCGCAACAACAGCAGGCUGCUAUUUUGUAAUCCUGAACCCCACUUCCACGAUCCUCUCCAUAAACCAUGCUGCGACACGGAGCAGACUAAUAACGAGCUGAAUCUGAGGGGACGGGGCCUGUCGGAUAGCAUCCUCAUCCUCACUGACCCGAUGAAGAACUCCACUAGCGAGUUUCUCGCCAUAGACAUGCAGCCCAUUUACCCAUCACUCGACGCCCAGCUGCAGGUGAAUAAGAAUGCAAACACUGAAGCAGCCAAAGAUGGAGAGAAAAAAGAGGAGGAGGGUGAUGGAGGAGAUGACGAGGACGGACCCAAACCCAUUCCUCCGUUCAGCUCCUGCUUCAUCAUGUCUCCCACCAACCCAUUUCGUAGGUGCUGCCACUACAUUAUGACUCUACGUUAUUUUGAGAUGUGUAUUCUCUCUGUAAUCGCCAUGAGCAGCAUUGCUCUCGCAGCAGAAGAUCCAGUCUCGCCUGACUCACCUCAGAACAAUGUUCUUCGCUACUUUGACUACGUCUUCACUGGUGUGUUUACUUUUGAGAUGCUGAUUAAGAUGGUGGUGCUUGGUUUGGUUUUUCAUGAAGGAGCAUAUUUUCGUGAUUUGUGGAAUUUUUUGGACUUCAUCGUAGUCUCUGGGGCUUUGCUUGCCUUCGGCUUUACGGGUACGAGUGCAGCUAAUAAUAUUGGCAACUUCAAAUCUCUGAGAGUGUUACGAGUCCUGAGACCACUAAAGACCAUCAAACGUCUCCCUAAACUAAAGGCUGUAUUUGAUUGUGUGGUGAAUUCUCUGAAGAACGUGUUGAACAUCCUCAUUGUCUACAUGCUCUUCAUGUUUAUCUUUGCUGUCGUGGCUGUGCAGCUUUUUAAAGGAAGAUUUUUCUACUGCACAGAUGAAUCCAAAGAGUUUCAGCAUGACUGCAGGGGUAGUUACCUGGUGUAUGAGAAGGAUAACGAAGUGAAACCUCAGCACCGGUUCUGGAGGAAGUACGAUUUUCACUAUGACAAUGUGAUGUGGGCUCUGCUCACACUCUUCACUGUAUCCACAGGAGAGGGAUGGCCGCAGGUGCUGAAACAUUCUGUGGACUCUACCUUUGAGAAUCAGGGUCCCAGUCCAGGCUACAGGAUGGAGAUGUCCAUAUUCUACGUGGUGUACUUUGUGGUGUUUCCCUUUUUCUUUGUGAACAUCUUUGUCGCUCUGAUCAUCAUCACCUUCCAGGAGCAAGGAGAUAAAAUGAUGGAGGACUACAGCCUUGAGAAAAAUGAGAGAGCUUGUAUUGACUUUGCAAUAAAUGCAAAGCCCCUGACGCGUCACAUGCCCGAGGAUAAGCUGAGCUUCCAGUACAAAAUGUGGCAGUUCGUGGUUUCACCGCCAUUCGAAUACAGCAUCAUGAGUCUGAUCGCCCUCAACACCAUUGUUCUCAUGAUGAAGUAUCAUGGAGCUUCAGAGAUGUACGACAAAGUGCUGAAGAACCUGAACAUCGUGUUCACCAUUCUCUUUUUCAUGGAAUGCAUUCUAAAAAUGAUUGCUUUUGGUGUCCGUAAUUAUUUCCGAGAUGCGUGGAACAUUUUCGACUUCGUCUCCAUCUUAGGAAGCAUAACAGACAUCCUAGUGACAGAGCUGUGGAAUAACAUCAUCAAUGUCAGGUUUCUUCGUCUGUUCCGAGCUGCCCGUUUAAUUAAGCUGUUGCGUCAGGGAGAGACAAUCAGAAUUCUUCUCUGGACCUUCGUCCAGUCCUUCAAGGCUCUGCCGUACGUUUGCUUACUUAUCGCCAUCCUCUUCUUCAUUUAUGCCAUCAUUGGCAUGCAGCUAUUUGGGAAUUUAGCAAUAGAUGAAAGAGAGGACGCAGAUAGUGCCAUCACUGAACACAACAACUUCAGAACCUUCUUUAUGGCACUGAUGCUUCUCUUCAGGAGCGCGACAGGGGAGGCGUGGCAUGAAAUCAUGUUGUCAUGUUUGGGCGGGAUGCGAUGUGACAGUGCCGCCAAAAGCACCCAUGCUGAUGAGUGCGGCAGCAACUUUGCCUACGUAUACUUCGUCUCCUUUAUCUUCCUUUGUUCAUUCCUGAUGCUGAAUUUGUUUGUUGCUGUGAUCAUGGAUAAUUUUGAAUAUUUGACUCGUGACUCGUCCAUUCUCGGCCCCCACCAUCUCGACGAAUAUGUUAGAAUCUGGGCGGAGUAUGACCCGGCAGCAUGUGGCAGGAUCAGUUUCAGUGAUAUGUAUGUGAUGCUGCGCCACAUGUGCCCUCCGCUGGGCCUUGGAAAGCGAUGCCCUGCUCGCGUGGCGUACAAGAGACUGUUGCGUAUGGAUUUGCCCGUUGCCGAUGACAACACGGUGCAUUUUAACUCCACGCUUAUGGCAUUAAUUCGUACCGCACUCGACAUCAAGAUCGCCAAAGGUGGAGCAGAUAAACACCAGAUGGACGCAGAGUUGCGUAAGGAGAUGAUCGCCAUUUGGCCCAACCUGUCCCAGAAGCAGCUUGAUCUGCUGGUCACGCCACACAAGUCUACAGACCUGACGGUAGGGAAAAUCUAUGCUGCCAUGAUGAUCAUGGAAUAUUAUAGGCAGAGCAAGGCCAAGAAACUGCAGGCACUUCGAGAGGAACAGAACCGAACACCACUGAUGUUUCAGCGCAUGGAGUCGAAUCCAAGCCAGGACACAGGCCAAGAGGUCAAUAAAGUCAAUGAAAUCAAUAAAGUCAAUGAAGUCAAUGAGGUCAAUGGUGGACACUUGGUCAACGACCUCCGGGAAGUGCCACUGGAAAACAAUGACAGUCUUCCUGCUGAAUCCUGGGUAACUCCCCGCUCUCAGAUCUUCCAGAAGUCGGUUGAUGAAAACUGGGGUUCAGACACACUCUACCAUCAACAUGAUGACCGACACAACCCACAGACAGUAGAAAUGACAGCGAUGCCGGUUCACUCCGACACUGACACUUCACACCCACUGGAAGGGAGGACUGUCUCCAUGCCCCGUCUCCCAGUACACCACCAACGACGGAGAAGCAGGCCCAGAGGAAAUAACCUCAGUACCAUCUCUGAUGUAAGUCCAAUGCGACGUUCUACUUCGUCGCUGGUUCACGCACGAUCGGGUAGAAGCAUGCGUCUGGACGAUUACUCCCUGGAGCGGGUCGAGUCGGAGGAAGGGCCGAGACAUGAAAGAAGGAGGAGAGAAAGAGACAGAGACAGGGAGCGAAAUCACCGGACCUCUGAGAGAUCACUGACUCGAUACACCGAUGCUGAUACAGGUCUGGGUACAGAUCUUAGCACCACCACACAGUCAGGUGAGCUUCCUCCUAAAGAGAGGGAGCGAGAGAGAGGUAGAGCCAAAGAUCGGCGACAUCACCACCACCAUCAUCACCAUCAUCACCACCACAGCUCGGUGGAUAAGGAGAGAGAUACGAGAUACGAGAGAGAGCGAGAAUACCGUCAUCCCUCACACAACAGACACGAUACGCGCUGGUCACGCUCACCGAGUGAGGGCAGAGACGGCAGAGGACUCAGACAGGGAAGCAGUUCGGUGAGCGUUAGUCCGGUACCCUCGACUUCAGGCACCAGUACACCGCGCCGCACUCGACGUCAGCUCCCUCCAACCCCACCAACACCUCGUCCUCACCUGACAUACUCCCCUGCGCCGAGAAAACCCCUGCCACCUGCAACUCCACGUCGAGAGGCUCCUCCCAUCGGUCCGUCCCUGUCGCGUCGGCCCUCGCCCCGCCGCCCUCCCUACUAUGACCGAAACGUUGAACACGAGCCUCCGAACUAUGAGCAGAGCGUGAUUCAAGGACACACCCAUCCGUCACGCCACGGCUCCGUCAAUCACAGUCCGUCCCGCCGUAGCCCCGCGUCUCACCAUCGCCGCGUGCCCAACGGCUACCGCUCCUCCUCAUCUCCGUCCCCUCACCGCCGUGGCCCUCCCCACCACGGCGUGUCCCGUCCCCCCCAGCCCCGCCCUCCCCGAAAAAGCCUUCACGAACAGUACAGCGAGACGGACGAGGACGACUGGUGCUAACCUCCUGUGCUUCAAAUCCCAGCUAGAGGAAAAGAGGCAUGUAGCUCUGUGUGUGAGAAAGUAACUCGGACUAAACUACGAGCAGCACUCUCACACUGCAGGAAGACGCUGACAUGCCUCGCUACCUCUCGUAGCAUGUGAGGGGGACAGGGGCUGGGGUCAUGGCCGGGGACGUGUUCCGCAUGGUCGUGGUCCCUAGCGUCUCAUCUCUCAAAGCUAACAAGGCUGAAAAAAGGGUGUAGCACUUAGCGCUGCGCCUUCUAAAAAGACCAAAACACAGAAUAAAAGAAAAUAUAAAAAAAAAAAAAAAAAAAAAAAAAAAAAAGCAAAGAUAGAGCAAGUGCUCUUACGACUAAGAGCUCCGCCUACUGCAAAACUAGCCAAUGGCAUCAAAGCCUGCUACUGAUGAGUUUUAUCAUCUAUGUUUACUCUACAUGCUGAGUGACCUCAUCGCCUGGGGCGUGGCCAACAGGAAAAGGACCAGGCACCGGGAACCGGAGGAAAAUAUCAAAGCCACACCCACAUUACACCCCACAUGAGUAAGAGUAGGAGGUAUAAAGGGCAGAACAAUAAACGAGAUACUAAUUCA